GGCGGCCCAGCAUGGAGCCGAUGAGGAUAUUCUGCAAGGGGAACACAACCUUGAACAUGGCCGUCCGUGGCGAUAAGGUGAUUCUCGUCCGUGCCGACUCCAACGACAAAUCCCAGCACUGGUUCCAGGACCACGACGCCGUCGGGAAGCUGACCGAUGACCAGGGCCGCAGGGCAUUUGCUCUGGUGAAUAGAACUACGGGACAAGCCAUGGUGAACAGAAACAACGUGGUGCGGCUGGCUCCCUACAGCGGCGAUGUAGCCGUGGAGCUCUCGAUGCUGUGGUCGUUGGGCGUGCAACUCCCCGGCGGCUUUGCCGAAAUAAGAACGCUCAAAGACAUCUCCCAGACCCUCAACGGGAUAAACGGAUAUGUCAAGGAAGGAACGGUCGUAGGGAUGUAUAAUUCAGAGCCACAUUCUGUAAAUGCCAUCUGGAAGAUUUAUCCCAUCAUCAACGAGUGAUACACGUAUGUACUCUUCGCACUAAAUGUGAUUUCUUCCGCCAAAACUCGUAGUGCCAUUUUCGGAUUUGGUUUCAUCGACAUGCCCGCGCGGU
Molecule: messenger RNA, 555 nt
Organism: Phragmites australis (common reed)
Lineage: Eukaryota; Viridiplantae; Streptophyta; Magnoliopsida; Poales; Poaceae
Product: ricin B-like lectin R40C1
Exons: 2
Coding region: 12-461 (149 amino acids)
Source: RefSeq, a predicted model, not a curated record